Jaculus jaculus (lesser Egyptian jerboa) is the source of this 2610-nucleotide messenger RNA. It is a transcript of the gene Ankrd55, whose product is annotated as ankyrin repeat domain 55. The record is from RefSeq and is a predicted model, not a curated record. Lineage: Eukaryota; Metazoa; Chordata; Mammalia; Rodentia; Dipodidae. Bases 348 to 2189 code for a protein of 613 amino acids. Gene Ontology annotation, molecular function: protein binding. The transcript has 11 exons.
AACAGCGAUCUGCAUUGGCAGUUUCGCACAUGCUCCGUGUGGUCCUGUGAAUCCUCACUUGCCCAUUGAGAUCUCCCCGGGUCUAAAGCGCCCUUCCAAAGCUGCCGAAGCUUCCUGACCUGCAGCGCUGCCCUGGCCCCGAUCCAAAGCAAGCACCCUAGCAGCGCUGUUUGUGAAGGCUUGGGCUGUUUUGUCCCUCUGUUUGGGGUUGGAGGGUAUGUAAUACACACGAGAGAGGAUGCUGAAUGGGGCUGUGACAGUGACCCCCACCUCACAGGUGUCCCUACGGGAAGGCUGUCUCCCCUUGUCCGUCAGUGGCCUUCACAGCAACCUGCAGAUGGUAAACGAUGAGACAGGCUAACAUGGAUUUCAACGCCUCUUCUGUGUUUGAUCAGCAAAAAGAUGACUCAUCGGAAGAAGUUGACCUGGCCAUGGUUUACCACGCAGCGUCGAACGGGGAUGUCGGUGCACUGACUGCCGUGAUUCGAGAAGACCCCUCCAUCCUGGAAUGCUGCGACAGUGAAGGAUGUACACCCUUGAUGCACGCAGUUUCUGGACGCCAAGUGGACACCGUGAAGCUCCUAUUAAAGAUGGGCGCCAACAUUAACACCCAGGAUGCAUGUGGCCGCACAAGUUUAUGCCUGGCAACCUACCUGGGCUGGCUCGAAGGCUGUGUGAGCCUGCUCAGAAACGGCGCCAAGCACAAUAUCCCGGACAAAAACGGUCGUCUGCCACUGCAUGCUGCCACUGCAGAGCCGGAUGUGAGGCUCCUCACGGUCCUGCUGCAGCAAUCCAACCUGGGCGAGGUGAACCACCAGGACGCCGAGGGAAUGACGCCGCUGCACUGGGCAGCAUUCCACAACCGGCCUCAACACACCCAGAUGCUGCUGAAGAAAGGGGCAGACCCUACCCUCGUGGACAAGGACUUUAAAACAGCUCUCCACUGGGCAGUGCAAAGUGGCAACAGAAUGCUGUGUUCCAUCAUCCUGAGCCACCAUCAGGGCCCAUCCAUAAUCAACCAGGACGAUGAGAGCGGGAAGACGUGUGUUCACGUCGCAGCAGCCGCAGGGUUCGGUGACAUCAUCAACGAACUGGCGAAGGUCCCCGAGUGUAACCUGCAGGCUCUGGAUGUGGAUGACAGGACACCCCUGCACUGGGCUGCAGCCGCAGGAAAGGCAGAAUGUGUCCAGUCCCUGCUGGAACUGGGCAUGGACAGCAACCUGCGGGACAUCAACGAGAGCACGCCGCUGGCCUAUGCCCUGUACUGCGGUCACACAGCCUGCGUCAAGCUCCUCUCCCAAGAGAGCAGAGCAGAGCCCACUGGAUCCUUUCCUUCCCAAACCAGUCGACUGCCAAAGAAGGAAGGGAGGUUCAACAUGCUCAACCAAAUCCUCUGUAAAAACAAGAGAGAAGAGCAGAAAGCCCAUCCGAAGGAUCACGACAGGGACAAAGCCAGUGCGGAGGAUGCCUCGGAAGUUGAUGACAUCAUCACCACCCUUGACAGCAUCGUGGAUACCAAAUGCCAAGAACAGCCUGGUAACCAGGUGACUGUGGUUGGCUUUAAGAAGAGGACCUCCGAGAAUUCAAAGUAUCUCUUGCCAGAAAAGAAACCCUUGGCUCGGAAAGGGCUUCCGCCAAUCAGAACCCAGAGCCUCCCACCCAUCACCCUAGGCAAUAACUUCCUGACGGCCUCCCAUGGGACCACUUCCCACGCCAGCUUGAGCCCUAACACUCAACAUACUGCCCAGCGAUCGCAGAAAAGUCGAAGUGAACAGGAUCUGUUAAAUAACAGGACUGGCUAUCAAAUGUCACUAGAUAAUCCCUGGAAGGGUGACGCUAGUCAGGUGUUCUCCUGCAAAGCUUGGACUGUGUCUUCUUCUGAAAAGCUGCUGGACAGGCUGCUCCCUGGCCGGCCUGGUCACCAAGAGCUCUCGGGGCCACCACAUCUUCCUCAUCUACACAACCCCUCACCAGGACAAAAUCUUCAGCAUCUCUCCCCAAACAGACCCAAAAUCAAGGAUCUUCCUUUUGCUCGGAACAGCCUUGCUCCCCUGCCAGACCAGAAAUUUCUUUCUGGAGAACCUCUAAGGACGAACCGAGUGCUUCCUGCUAUUCCAAGUCAACGAGGACAUGGCCCGCCAGCUGAUGAGAGUGAACACCCUGCCAAUCCCACCCGUGAUGAAAACUAAGCGUGGGUCUGUCCCUGUGGAACGCUAGAUGUCAUAUAUGUUCACCUCUUAAAAGGGCAAGAGAACUCUAGUUUGUAAGAUUAAUUUAGUAAGCUGCAUUCUAUAAGCCAUUCACAGUUUUAUACCCUGAUUCCUUAUUCCAAAUAAAGUUGCUUCAUAAAUUAUCACUUAGAAUCAUUGAGUGUGCAUACGCGAUUCAAGCUGUGAGUGUCUGUGACCCCCACAUAUCAUAAUUUCAACACAAAAUAAUAGGGGGCUUAGGUAUGUUUGGCUUGUAGCAUGUUUCCUGUUUUGUGUAUUUAUUUGCUUGUUGAUUGAUUUUAUAUUUUUAAUGCAUGCUUUCCUGAAGGGGGGAAAAAAAAAAACAAGUCAGGUACAUCCCAGACUUGUUUUAUUGUAAUUUAUUGUAAUUCUACCUUGG